AUGAGCUUGGGUAGCAUUAGGUUUUCAGCAAGAAGCACAGUUGAGACAGUUAUAAAGAUACUCAACAGCUCCUAUGAAGCUCUGCCCGAGACCUUCUCUGAGGACCUUCGUCAGCUGGUAACAGACACACUUCAGAUGGAUCCAAAGAACCGGCCGUCUGUUAGUGAGAUCUUGACCAGGCCUUUCAUUAUUAAACACCUCCAUAAAAUGAGCUUACAAACGACUGAAGAGCUUUAUAAGACUCUAGAUGCACUGAGAAAGCUGGCCGACGGUUUGGAGACGGUCCACUUCAACACAACCGUCAGCAGCCUCACAGGAGGUGUAGUAGGAUUGGCUGGAGGAAUCACAUCUGUGGUUGGAGUUGUUCUCGCUCCGUUCACUCUUGGAGCGCCUCUGAUAGUAACAGGAGUGGGAAUCGGUGUAGCAGUAGCUGGUGAAGUAACAGCUGGUGUGAGCAACAUAAUAAAGAUGGUUAAGCAGUGCUUAAACCGCCAAAAAAUCAAAAUGAUGAUAACAGAGUUCCAAGAAAAAAUUAUGUCCACAAUUUGCUGCAUCCAAAACAUCCAAAUUGCAAUGGAAACUCUAGAAAGUGUGUUUCCCAUGAAGAGAAGGCCAUGUUCCAAUCCACAUGCUAGGGCUAAAACUGAACUUGGACAAAGCCUGAGAGUAAUUCCAGAGAUAUUCCGUUUACAUGAAGUUGCAAAGGUUAGGAAAGUUGCAUCUCAGGCUGAGAAAGCCGUUCGAGUGGCUGAAGCAGCUACAAGGAUUUUAUCUGCACUUUUUGUUGCGGUUGAUGUCUUCUUUGUUUUUCUCGACUCAAGAGAAAUCCACAACAUCCGUCGUGAUUGCGCUUUAAAAGAGAGUCAACGAGAAACAAAAUCCACCAGCAAACAAACCACUUUUUCAACUGACCAGACAUCAGAGCACAAAGACACAACCAAUCUGCUACCCGCAGAGCAAGAGCUGAAGUCUGAGACCAUGAAAUUUGUGACAAAAAUAAAGGAGACUACAGAGAAGCUUCAGGUGAUUCUAGAUACACUACGAGAUGCAUUGCACCCAAACUGAGACACGCUUAUUAUAACUAAUACUUUUCAGAGAUUGCAUUUUGUAAUGCUCAGUGUGUUCUUUCAUCAAUAGAUUUAUAUGUAUUCAUUGUUGUAGUAGCAAAGGUUAGUUAAUGGUAACUGCAUAUUCAGGUUUUCAUGAUUAUAGUCUCUAAAUCAAUAUCACUAGUUAAGAUAAUGCUGAAAGUAAACUUAGUAAGCAGUAAAAGAAGCAUCUUCACUUUAAUUAUGUUAAUAAUGUACACUGGGACUUUGCCUUUAUUUUCAUCUUUUGAAAAUGUAAACUCAAAAUAUGUGAGUCUUUGUG
Molecule: messenger RNA, 1371 nt
Organism: Megalobrama amblycephala (Wuchang bream)
Lineage: Eukaryota; Metazoa; Chordata; Actinopteri; Cypriniformes; Xenocyprididae
Product: apolipoprotein L3-like
Exons: 3
Coding region: 1-1065 (354 amino acids)
Biological process (GO): lipid transport; lipoprotein metabolic process; protein phosphorylation
Cellular component (GO): extracellular region; membrane
Molecular function (GO): lipid binding; ATP binding; protein kinase activity
Source: RefSeq, a predicted model, not a curated record